CACCCGAUACCCACGAUAGCCACGAGCUCAGCAGCGCCGCCUGCCCGCCUCGCCUCAUACCACCACCUCGCUGCUGCUGCCACGAUGAGCACCAGCGACGGCCCGCACGCGCGCCUCUCGCCCAGCGCGCUCGCGCUCAAGCCGCACAACCUCACCACGUCGCCGCCGCCGCCGGGCUCGCCCAUGCCGCCCACUGCGCCGCUCUCGGCAUCCGCCCCGAGCCCUCCUCCGGAAGUCGAGGCGACGCUCAGCAAGCUCACCGCGCACCGCAACGUCACUGGCUGCCUCAUCCUCAGCCGCCCCGACGCCCUCGUCAUCCGUGCCGGCGGCGCGGCGUUUGACCCCAGUGGGCCCGGAGCGCACGGCCGCGCAGAGAAGCUGCGCAAGGUCACGCGCAUGGUGCGCAACGUCGUCGCCUGCCUCGGCACCGAGAUCCCCGACACGGAAGAGGGCGUAAGUGCGCUUCCCGAAGAGGCCAGUUGGUGAAGGGAGGCGCGGCUGGGUCCGAGGGAGGAGGCGAAAAGCAGGGCGGCUGGCUGCUAGCGGUUGCUUGCGCUGCAGUGCAUCGUGCUGUGCUGAUAGCGACGGGUGCGGCACGGCACUGCCCUGCUUGCGCGACGGCUGCAGGGCAUGCCAUGCUCCCGAGUCAAGCGCGACCUCACGGCACACACAGCUGACGAUGGCCCACCCUCGCAUGCAGGACGACCUGGGCUUCCUGCGCAUCCGCACGAAGAAGUACGAGAUGAUGAUCUCGCCGAGCGACAAGUAUCUCCUCGUCGUGCUGCAGGACCCGACCAUCCCGCCUUAGGCCCGCAC
This is a messenger RNA of Tilletiopsis washingtonensis, 816 nucleotides long. RefSeq lists its product as hypothetical. Bases 85 to 486 code for a protein of 133 amino acids. The transcript is spliced from 3 exons. NCBI's taxonomy places the organism in Eukaryota, Fungi, Basidiomycota, Exobasidiomycetes, Entylomatales. The record is from RefSeq and is a predicted model, not a curated record.